Molecule: messenger RNA, 690 nt
Organism: Hyaloscypha bicolor E
Lineage: Eukaryota; Fungi; Ascomycota; Leotiomycetes; Helotiales; Hyaloscyphaceae
Exons: 1
Coding region: 1-690 (229 amino acids)
Source: RefSeq, a predicted model, not a curated record
AUGGCUCCAUUGCCCUCUUCCUCGUCCCUCCUCUCUACGCUCAAUUCACGCGCAUCCGCACUCGCCGGCAGCCUCGCGCCACGAUCGCAACAUCUGCAAUCCCGCGACGAAACCUCCCUUCCAAAGCUCGCUACGAAAAUCUACGAUUUAAUACGAAGACAGAAUACCCCUAGCAUCAUACCGACGACAUAUGGCUCGAUCAACUCUGGCCCCUCGGCUGGAACAAUCGUCGGCAUUGUCCUGGGCUCUGUUGGAGGAUUCUUGAUCUGCCUUUGGCUGAUAUAUACUUGUUUGAACUUCGGCACUGUCUCCUCAGACUCCUCGUACACUGAAUCUGUCAUCGUGCGCGAACACCGGAAAUCCCGACAUGGAGGGUCGACGAGAUCGCGACGCGCGUCCGAGACCGUCGAGGUGAGGAGGGAGAGAAGUCCCAUUAGGAUCGUCAGACCGCCGGAGAGGGUGGAGCGAAUAAUUGUUGAGGAAAGGAGGGAGGAGAGAGUCGAGCGGAGUCGGAGUCGGAGUAGAGGGGGAAGUGAUGAAGUGGUUGUUAUCGAGGAACACAGCCCGCCAAGAAGAAAGAGUAAGAGUGUCAAGGAGGAUAGGCGUGAGAGCGGGUAUAGGACUGUUGAUCCUUUGGCAUUUGGUGGAGCUGUUGGGGGACGGAAGCCAAGCAGCAGGAGGGGGAGGUGA